UGAAAUGUCAGCUCAGCCUUUGUCCAAUGGGGAAAUUUUCCGUGUUGUUCCCGUUUGCUACAUUUCUCAAGUGUCCGCCAGUACGCCAUUUAAGCUAGCUUUGCGGGAUUACACACGACCCGUCCCGUCUUUCCUCAAUAAGGGGUCUUCCCUAAAUCCUAUUAACAUCUGAUCCCCAUUCACACAGUGGAGGAAAGCUGGACUCGGAGUGUCCCGUAGAAUACCACUCUUAGGAUUACUGCGAGGCAAGCCGAAUGUUGGCACACAAAUACCCACAUCAGACGACUUUGAACCUUCAGAGUUUGAAGAAACAUUAGGUUUACUCGGCAAGCGUCUGAAAACCUCUUCGUUUUGGCGAUUUACGAAAAAAAAGACCCCUAAAAAGUCGGUUUUCUGGCAUGCUUGAUCACUAGGAGAAGAAGAUGUCGUCUGACGGAACCUACAAGAUAACUGUUGUCUGGAGCAUUCUGCUGGUGUCGGCGGGCGUCGGUCAAGCGAUUGACAGCGUGGGCAUCCUGAGUGACGUGGGGUGCGGCACGACGGACCUCCCCAGCCCCGGGAAGAUUGUGAACUCGUACGAGCCGCUGAACGUCACCCGGCUAUGGGGAACCGUUGCCACCUGUAGCUUCACCAUGCAGGCGGAGACAGACGACCAGCUGCUCCGCUUCGUCUUCCGGUCCUUCUCGGCAAGUCCCGGGGACUGUUCGCUCACCUUCGUCAAGCUGUACGACGGAAACAGUAACGCCGGAACAGAACUGGCUAACGUGUGUCAGGAGUCAGCCAUGGAGACAGAGUACGUGUCCACAGGGAAGUACAUGUUACUGGUGGUGUCACUGCUGGGGAACUCUACCUUCGUCAACUUUACAGCAGAUUACACCGCAUUCAAGGAAGAGACGUGUGCGGACGAGGAGACCCAGUUCCAGUGCAGUAACGGCCGGUGCAUCUCCCGCUCCCUGCGCUGUGACGACGUGGACAACUGUGGGGACUCGUCGGACGGGUCACAGGGACCUCCGGCCAACUGUAGCGACGACGAGGAGACGACCGCUGGCAGUGACCUGACCGCCGUGUACGCCGCCUGUGGGCUGGUCGGCGCCUUGCUGCUGGCGUACCUGUCAUACUGGUGCUUCUGGAAGCCGGGCUGGGCCCAGUGGAGGUUCGGAAUCUGUCGGUACCUCAAGAGCUGCACGCGGAAGAAACCAGAGGGUUCGAACCAGACCAGCGACAGUUCCAAGGUCUCUCCCAAGGACGCCAACCGGAAAGGGAAGGGUGGGACAACCUCGACGGAUAAGUCUAGGCCCUUCGGCCUCACUCGUGAAGCUCAUCUCACCACCGGUGCUCCUAUCGGUAGUGGAGCCGCGUCGUUCGACACCCUGCGCACUGCGUUCAGCAGGGAGUCGGGUAUAUCUGGGCUGUACGGCGGCUCGGCGGGCGAGCCCUCUGCUUGGCGGGGCCCAAGCGGGGCUGCCCCGGGAGGAGAGCCCGGGAGGGCCCGCGGGUCCCUGGACACCGGGGUGGAUGUGGACAUGGAAGGGGAGAGCGGGCCCGGGGUGCCCGAGGACGAGGGGUAUCUCCUGUACCUCAACGCCGACUGCGGGCAUGCCAGGGAGAGCCGCUAAAGUUACUGACUUUCAAACGUUUCCAUUACCGAUGGUGUGACACUAUAGCUAAACCCAGCAAAAAUGCUUGUUGAGCAUUGCGAUUUUCUUGUAUCCAAGGCUAUCGGCACGUCAAUAUCAAUGUUACUUUAAGAUUUAUCUUCCUUCAAGUUGUACAAGAAGUGUACUUAAAGCUGUAUACAUGUAGCUGAUUGGAGCAUCUGAGCGAUUUUGUCGAAAUUUGUCUUGUGUGAAACGCAUUAACCAGUGUUUUUGCUGUGAGACUUUAUACUAUUAUUUGUACACUUGUAUAAUUAUGACGCCAACAUGUCUGAAUUGCGGAUACUCUCCAUGAGACCCCUGUGGCGUCUUCAAAUACAUGUAGGGGAGAACGUACAGAAGAAAGAUGAAUUACCCAUGCAUUUCGACAAACAUAGACUGUUAACGUUGCUUCAUGACAUAGUCAGUGCUUGCCUAAAUAAUGUGAGUGUUCUAUUUCAUUGCAAAUGAGUUAUUUUCAUAAAUAAAAGUGUGAUAAUUUCCA
Molecule: messenger RNA, 2139 nt
Organism: Branchiostoma floridae (Florida lancelet)
Lineage: Eukaryota; Metazoa; Chordata; Leptocardii; Amphioxiformes; Branchiostomatidae
Exons: 7
Coding region: 423-1616 (397 amino acids)
Molecular function (GO): protein binding
Source: RefSeq, a predicted model, not a curated record